Exophiala bonariae is the source of this 6141-nucleotide messenger RNA. RefSeq lists its product as uncharacterized. Gene Ontology annotation, biological process: regulation of transcription by RNA polymerase II. Lineage: Eukaryota; Fungi; Ascomycota; Eurotiomycetes; Chaetothyriales; Herpotrichiellaceae. The transcript is spliced from 2 exons. Gene Ontology annotation, cellular component: chromatin; Set3 complex. The coding region runs from base 1 to 6141 and encodes 2046 amino acids. The record is from RefSeq and is a predicted model, not a curated record.
AUGUCCUCGAGGUAUCCCAACCCCAACAACAAUCGUGAACGAUCUCCACCUCCACGAUUCGAUCGCAGACCCUCUGGCACCUACAGUUCGUUAGGUUCUUCAUACAGAGGAGCCGCAGAUCCGGGGCCUCCAUCGGAUCGUGCUCCUCCUCGAGGGCCCAAGGCUGAUUUUCGAGGCUCUAGUUUUGCCGCGCGAGGUCGGGGAGGCUUCCCACGCUCUAGUGACACAUGGGAUCGUGACCGUGACCGCGAUCGUGACAGGGAGGCUCGACCUGCUCCACAAUCUUAUCGUACAAGAGACGAUGACAGGCCGGAUUGGCCGCGGCGAGAUCGUGAAUUUGGAACGGGAGACAGAGGUGGUACCGUGGUCAGAGACAGCCGGCCAUAUGUUGGAGCUCGAGACCGCUCUGCUUCUCCGAUCCGAGCGCGGAGGGAUUCACGAGAAAGCAUUCCAUCAACGUAUAGUCGCCCCGCCGACAACACCUCUUACUACGCUCCAGCUUCGCGAGGUGGGCUGACCCGAGGCCGUGGUAGAGGUGACUGGGAACGAAGCCGGGGUCGGAACUCCUUUGUGGGCGAACGAGAUAGAGAUCUUUUCCACAACCGAAGUCGCUCACGAGAAAGCUGGCGGGAUCGUGACUUUGACCGUGGUCGGCAAAUUCCCCCCGAAUCCGAUCGACCGGAUCGUUACGACCGCAGGGAUUUUGAUCGCGGUAGUAGAGAACGUGAUAUCAGAGGGCAAGAUAUUCGGCAAAGAGAUCACUCACCAGCGAGAAGCACAGGAGGGCACGCGCUGGGCUCGGUCGCCACACCAUCCACCCUUGCGAUUGAUCGUGCAACAAAGCCUGAACAUGAUUCCUCUAGGAAACCGUCUGUGGUUGCAACUCCUACUGUUUCGAUUCGUGAUCUGCGCAGAGAUGGCGAUCAAUCAGAUUACUUUGGACCUUCUAGAACGGAUCCUGUUAGGCGUGACCCUGCACAAGCUGCUCCACAACCAGCCUCAGCCGUUGGCCUGGACUACGGACCUCCACCCUCGGUCGCACCAGUCACUACCCCGGCCUCCGAGAAGCCGCCAGUAUCAAAGGCGCCCCCUCCAAAGAUUGAACCCGUGGUAGCCAUACAAUCAUCUUUUCAGCCUCCCAGUGGACCAAAAGCUGUCCGCACUCCCUCUACGCCAAACGCACCUCAAGGCCCAAAAGCGUCCCAACCAAAUGACACUUGGCCUCGCAGUGAGCCGCAUUCACGGCCGCUGCGCACAAGCAUUGUGCCUACUUCUAGUAGCAUAUCAGUCGAAGCAAGCUCAAAGAAGGACGAAUCUUCAACCGAGUCCCGUACAGCUCAGUCUCCGGCACUCGAUAGAACAAUGCCACCAAAUGUUCCUUCUGGGCCAAGAUUAGGCCCCACAACUUCGAACUUCAAGCCAAGGAUAGCUUCGGUGGAGCCUGUAAGUGCUACAACUUCUCCCACGGCGUUGCGUGAGCAGUCCAAACCCACCGCGCCAGAUAGCAAACCUUCUGCAAUCCCAACAGGACCUAGACUUGAUAGAGAGUUGACGCAUAGAGAUGGUUCUCGGCCGAAUUUGCCGGGAACCAGUUCGAAAUCAUGGGUUGCUCCUGAAUACAAACCGAAGCCCUCUAUCAUGAAUCAAUUGAACAAGCCAUAUCAACCAGAGCCACGAGAGCGAGCAGUAUUCAUUCCCACAGGUCCAAGACAGGCUUCGUCUUUCCAUGGACUCGUGGACAAAGGCCGGCCCUUACAGAGUUCCAUCACAUCCGUUCCAGCUGCACCCACAGGCCCAAAAUCGCUAUCUGCUACUAGCCCAAGGAUUCCAGAAGGAAAAAUUACACUCAUUCCCAGACAGCCGAUUGAGGAAGUCCACACUCCUGAUGAUGUUGAGAUGUCGAUGCCGGCUACUAGCGAGGACGAGGACGAAGGGGAUGAUGAUGCAUUUGAUGAAGAAUACUAUUUGCUGUCAGAAGAGCGGUUCAAGCAAGAAAUGGGUCUUUUGGAAGCUCGGAAGCCCCCACCCUUGUUACAAGAUGGGACCAUCGUGCCGCUCUUGAUCAAGUUGCAAUUCCUUGAGAUGCUACUGCAGGAUAGCAUACCACAAACGGUCCUUGCGCCGGCCGAAGACUCAAGGCAGGAUAUACUUGCCACGUCGAACGUGGCUACCAGUCUUCCAUCCCCUACACAAACUUCAAACGAGGCCAGUACCAAGUCAGACCCUGAAGAGGCUUAUCCCAAAGGUCGACCAUUGAAACAAGCACCUGUCAACCCCAUUCCCACCCCACCCAUUGAGGAUUUACCCUAUCUCGAAAAGAUUUGCCCACACAGAAUACUGUUUGAUGAAUCAGAUAAUGAAGUCGAGCAUGAAGCAGUCAAUACAUUGCUCCAGCAAGAGUUUGAAGAUACCGCCUGGGAAUGGCGCUCCGAGAUGGGAGACACAGAGGCAGAUUUCAAGCGAAAAUACCAUGUAUGGCGACAAGAGAUUGCUCAUCUGGAACAUGAUCGUCGUGAUUUGCAAGCCAGUCCCGCUCCUGCGUCUCCAGCUCCAUCUGUCGCUCCAUCAGUCACACCUUCGUUGACUCAUGAACGAACAAGAGGAGCACGAAAUACAACUGAGGCGGAUUUGCAGGCUGCAAUUCUGAUGUCACAACAGUCGGCAAAAGAAGAAGAAGAAAGACGAGAACGAGAAGCGGCCUCCAGCUCUGUUCCUAACUAUGAGACGGAAGCAGUCAUUCCCCCAAUGUUGAGACCAGCAGAGAUCGAAUCCUGUUAUUUCGAGGACACCAAUCGCUUGAUUGCGGAUGAUCUAAUUAUUGAUAUCUAUGCGUAUCUACCACCAGUUGACGAUUUUACAAGCGAGGAACAGUCCUUAUUCAUCAAUGCGUAUUGUCAAACCCCCAAGAAGUGGGGCAAGAUUGCAGAGUCUAUUCCUGGGCGUUCAUAUCAAGAAUGCAUUGCCCAUUAUUACUUGACAAAGACCCGAGCGCACUACAAGGAUAUCUGGAGAAGAUCGCAGCCAAAGAAGAGGCGUGGUAGAGCCGCCACUAAGCCUCGUUCGACAGCCUUGAUGUCUGAGCUUGUUUACGGUGACGAUGGUGAAGCGGGCCCUGUUGCCGUUACCGACAGCGGCAGACCCAGAAGAGCUGCCGCGCCAACUUUUGGGGAUCCCGCCAGCGAGAAUGAUCCUUCCACACCAGUGCCGCAAUCAAAGAAACUGACCACUACUCUAAAGGACGGCAGUGCAGAGCCAACUCCCAAAGCACCCAGAGGUCGAAAGGCGGGUAUAGCGACCAAGACAAGAAGGACCAAAGCUCAAAUUGAAGCGGAUAAGCAAGCACAAGCACUCUUGAAUGCGUCCGAGUCUUUCCCUUCCAAGGCAAUCAAUGGUACAAAGGCGGACCGAGGCCGAACCCUUCUACGCGCAGAGAAUGUUCCAAUUCGAGCUGAGCCACCACCCGUUCCACAGCCUCCUCAACAACCAAUUGAUACUGUGCCACCACAAUAUCCUGUAGCCGACGGCUCCGUAGACCCCAUUGCGGCUCACCAUCCUGUAGCAUCUCAGGUAACCAGUUACUGGUCGGUGCCGGAACAAAGCAAAUUCCCGCAACUACUGGCCUAUUUUGGUCGGGAUUUCGCUGCCAUUGCUGAAUUCAUGAAGACAAAGAGCAUGACUAUGAUCAAAAAUUACUAUAUUCGACAAGUCAACGAUGGCAAGGAGGAAUUUGAGAAGUUCGCUCAAAUGGGGGAGCAAGCACGCGCGGCAGGGAAGAAACCUGGACAACCGCCUAGCCCAAUCGCGCCACCAAAGCGUAGGUACGAAGCGACACCGUCAAUGGCUGUCCCUCGCCACGUUCCCGUCCAGAUCGAUCAAGUAUCUACGCAGGCCGAUUCUUUAGCACCAAUGGUAAAGCAAAGUGUCAUCGAUGAAUUUCCGCAAAACAUCGUGGAGAGGAAUGCGCUAGGUAACGUGAUUGCCAAACCCCAGGCGAUUCCACGAGAUAUUCCACCCUUACCAAUACAAUCCCAACCAAAAGUCGAGGAGGUUGCGAAACUGGAUCGCACCACACUAUAUGGAGCCAAACCCUCGCAUGGUCCACGACCUGGAGUUUUCCAAGAAGAUCAUGUCGGAUUUCCGCCAAAUCGGCAACCCUUGCGCAUGCCACCCCAAGAUCACUCGCCUCACCAACAUGCACAACGCCUUCCUGAAAUCACUCGUGCUGAUAUUUCACUACAGCCACAACUCUCUGCUUAUUCACAAGCACUCCUUAAUCAGCCGAGAGACCCUAUUCAACAGGUCCAGCAACGCUCUCAACCCCCACCUGUGCAAAAUGUACAAGCUUCACGCUCACAAGGCGAGAAAUACGGUCAACCACCGCCGAGCAAUAUUUUCCGACAUAGUCACAGUCGAACCAAUAGUUCCACUGCGCCACCGAGUCAUUCCCUCCUAGAACAAGCUCAGGAUCUGACCUCACUCCGUCUGGCCGAAAGCAAGCCUAGAAAUGCCACGUAUAGUCUGGUACCCAACCCGUCGCAGAUGCAAGUGUCAACGCCUCCUAUCGCUCCACCUAUCAAGAAUGAAAUGUCUGUCCACGGAAACCCACCUUCAGCUUCCUCUAUUCCGCCGCCAGUCGAUCCACCAAAGCCACCAACUAAACGUUCAAACGUCUUCGGCCUGUUGAAUGAUGACCCUCCAGAGCCGCCGCCGAAGCGUCCUUCACUCGAGGCAGCCAAACGACCAAGCUUACUCUCACCUCAGCCAGGACCGGAAGGAGUCGGCCAUAGUCAUUUGCAACAGCAACAACAGCAACAACAACAUCGUCAGGGACCGCCAGAGGACUCUAGUCUUGGCCGGUUAGGUCGAGGAUCAUACAAUCCUAGCGGGAACCCCAUUGGAAGCGGGUCUGGCCACUCUCUGGGAGAUUAUCAAAACGCUAUGAAUAGUCUCCAGCCAGCACCACCCAGCAAUGAAACAUGGAUGGACCGCUUUGAUCCCAGGCCUCAGAGUGGUCUCAGCGAGCAACGAAAUCCACAUCAUUCACCCGGUCCAAGCCAUUAUUCGGUAAUCCCUCCAUCAACACAGUCGAAUAGUGUUCCCCCAAUUCAUUCUUUGCGAGCGGAGACUCCUAGAGGAUUGGAACGUAGCCCUAUGGACCAUCGACGCUCACUACUCAGCAACAUCGGCCAAAUGCCUCAUGCUCCCUCUCCUCCGCCACAACAAACUGCACCACCGAAUCAGCCCUAUCGAAGUAUGUCUGGGAGCUCUCAUCACUCUCGGGUGUCAUCGAUUGGCUAUGCUCAAGGUCAGAGUGCAGCUCAAGCUGGUGCUCUUGGUCUUCAACCAACAACUCUCCCACAGUCUGCAGGCUCCACUCCCGUUUCCAGUCUUCAUCAGCGUGGACCGUCAUUGCAUGAUUUUCAACCACGGUUGACUAUCCAACAGCACAUGGCUCAGAAGCAACAGGAACUUCAACGUGAGCAUGACAGACAGAUUCAACGCCAACGAGAAGUUGAGGUAGCCCAGCAACGAGAUAGGGAUCGCGAACGCGAACGCGAACGUGAACGUGAGCGGGAUAUUCACCAACUCCACCACCACCAGCAACAACAACAUCACCAACCGCAGCAGCAGCAACCGUCAUCGCAACCGCCGCCUCCGCAGCAGCAGCAACAGCAACAGCAACAGCAACAGCAACAGCAACAGCAACAUUUGAGACGAGACAUUUUUGGUAUUGAUCCUCACACCUCGGGUGGAAUAGGUCGUCAGACCCAACUUGGCGGGGUGGGAAACCAGAGCCAUAUGUCGUUCGCACAACGUGACAUACCGCGAACAUUCACGCCUCCCCAACAACAGCAGCAGCAGCAUCAUCAUAAUCCCUAUGGUGGGCCUAAUAAUGUCGCACAUGCACUGAACCACCCGCAUCAGCACCAACAGAGCGCUCCUCUGACUCAAAAUCAGGGACCUCCAAGCCAGCAAUCCCAACCACCUCCACCUCAGCAUCAGAUGCAUCAUCGCCUUCACGCACCACAGCCGCAACGUCAACCACCGCCACAAUCACAUCCUAUUCUACAUCCAGGAACACCUGUGCAUUACAGAGGUCUGAGUCAAGGUGGAGAGCCUAGACGCGAGGAACGGCGGUGA